AUGUACCGCGAUGUCCCACGCAUGGGACAGUUGUGCGAGAAGCUCGUCUCGUCUUCCGUGUGCGAGAAGCCCGUCUCGUCUUUCGUAUGCGAGAAGCUCGUCUCGUCUUCCGUGUGCGAGAAGCUCGUCUCGACUUUCGUGGCUUUAGAUCACCUUAAUCUAGUGGGUCGCUGA
Messenger RNA from Pyrenophora tritici-repentis Pt-1C-BFP, 174 nucleotides. Lineage: Eukaryota; Fungi; Ascomycota; Dothideomycetes; Pleosporales; Pleosporaceae. The record is from RefSeq and is a predicted model, not a curated record.